AUGCGCUCACCACGCAUCGGGCUACUCCUACUAAUUCUGAAUGGGGUCUCAUUGCUCGCAAAUUGCCGCGCGCUACCGGCCUCCGACCAACUCCAGCGCGUGAGGGUGGUUUCCUCCGACCUCGCUCCGUCGGCUGAAGCCCACACGCGACGAUUAAGGUCUUCUAACGUUAUGGACGAAGAAGAUGGCGGUGCCACAGACGAGGACGAAGAGAGACUGCUCAACCCGUCCGCCACCGCCAAGUUGAAGGCGGAGCUGGAGGCGAUCAACAUGAAGCACAACUUCCGAGACUGGUUCCAGGUCAAGAAGACGCUCGAGCAGGUGCGCUCCUUCUUGGGGCUUCCAGCAACGGGCGAGGCGGUCAGCCACGCCAAUUGGGCGGCAUUCCAGAACUACCUGAAGUACGUGCAGGAGAUGGAGGAACAUGCUGCCAAAGUGGCCAAAGCGGCGGCUGCCAAGCAGAGGCUGGACUUCAAAGGAUGGUAUCUCGAGGGAAAGUCAUUCAAGCAGGUACGCGCAAUUCUGGGGCUCCCUGAAAAGGGACCUGCGCCAACCAACCCGAACUGGGAGACUUUCUUGGACUAUUUAAGGUUCUUCAAGGAGUACUCGCAACAAUUCCCCCACUAG
Molecule: messenger RNA, 627 nt
Organism: Phytophthora sojae
Lineage: Eukaryota; Oomycota; Peronosporomycetes; Peronosporales; Peronosporaceae
Exons: 1
Coding region: 1-627 (208 amino acids)
Source: RefSeq, a predicted model, not a curated record